UCACAAUUAUAAGUAAGUACACGGAUAUACAUUGAAAUAUUUUCAAAUGCAGCCAUAAAGGUAAAACAACUUUUAGAUAAGCGAUUGUAUCGAUUUUAAAAUGGUUGGAACAAUGAGAAAUGUACUUCCAUUAGGCUGUCCGUAAAAGGCAUAUCUAGCGAACGUCUCUAAAAGUAUUAAUCUUAAUGAUCACAGUAUGGCGCAGAUACCGUCAAGUGCGGGACAUUAUAACAGUAGAGGGAAGCAUGUAACUAAACCAUUUGCAAAAGGUGUAGGCUCAGAUAAUAUUCAGCUAGAGUGGGAAUCCGAAAAUGAACUCGAACAGGGUCACUGCUUUGAGAUUUACUAUAAAAUACACAACGAGGGAAGAUGGGUUCAAUAUCUGUCGGAAACACCAUGUAAAUUGACGAGAAUCUUGAUAGAAAACCUACAACCACUGACCAGUUAUAUUUUUAAGAUAAAGAUAGUCAGCGAAAAAACAGAGUUUGAAGGUCCAUCUAGUCUACUGAGCGACAUUAUCACCACAAAGGAAUCGGCUAUAAACGAUUUGUUGAGUACAACAAAAUUGAUUAGUGAAAACCCAACAAACCAGUACCAAUUACCACUAACAGAAAACAAAGAAGCAAGGAAUGAACUUUUUAAAACAAGAAAAUAUUGUAUAGGAGAAGAUACAGCUUCUGUUAUAGACCAAACAAUCUUAUUAGUUGGAGCCACAGGCUCUGGUAAAACAACGUUGGUAAAUGCUAUGGUAAACCACAUUGCUGGUGUGAGAUGGGAAGACAGUGCUCGCUUAGUUUUAAUUCCACCAGGAAAAGAGAUUACUGAUGGGAAAUCACAGGCGGUUUCACAAACACGAUGGGUAACUUGUUAUAAGAUUCACCCAAGUCAAGGAACUCCAAGUUAUAUUAAACAUGCCAUUAAUUUAGUUGAUACUCCCGGCUUUGGUCAUACAGGCGGUAUCAAGUACGACAAAGAAAUAGUAAAUCAAAUUGAAAAUCUAUUCAAAGGCAGAGACGAAAGGGGAGUACGUUUUGUUGAUGCUAUAUGCUUUGUCGUGAAAGCUCCGGAUGCAAGGCUAACCAGUAGCCAGAGAUAUAUUUUUACAUCAAUUCUUUCAUUGUUCGGAAACGACAUAAGAGAAAAUAUAUGUACGGUGAUAACAUUUGCAGAUGGUCAGACCCCCCCUGUCGUUGAAGCCCUGAAAGAUCUGGACGAAAAAGCUAUACCUUACGAAUCAUAUUUCACAGUAAAUAAUUCAGCAUUAUAUGUUGAAAAUACAUCUGACCAUUUUCACUGUCAAACGUCCAAAAUAUUUUGGGACUUAGGACGGAAAAGUAUGCAAAGGUUUUUCGAACAUGUCCAGAAUUUACGAACAAAAAGUUUGACAUUAUCUACCGAGGUUCUGAUUAUGCGCAGGUCAGUUGAUGCUCUUAUUCAACAAAUGCAAAAUACAAUAGAGCGCGGUUUGGGAAGAAUUGACGCAAUACAGCAAGAAAUUGAUAUCUAUGAAGUUCAAAGAAAAAAAUUUAGGGAGAAUGUAGAUUUCACCUAUGAAAUUGAAGAAAUUGAAGUUCAAAAGAUCGAUACGACAGAAAAAGGGGAAUACAGUAUGAACUGCACGAGAUGCAAAUAUUCAUGUCAUGAAAACUGCACCUGCAACACAGGCAAAUAUCAGUGCAUAGCCAUGGAAGACGACGGGACCUGUAAACACUGUCCUUUUGGAUGUGAUAUAAUGUAUCACGAAAAAGCAACAUAUCAUUUCCGGAACCUUAUUAGCAAAUGCACCAAGACUUAUAAUGAUAAAAAGCGCUCGUAUAAAGAUGCGACGAAAGGUAUACAAAAUCAGAUCGAUAUCAUCUCUAAAAUGCAUUCAGAAAUUAGCGAAGCAGAAGAAACUCUUUCUAUGUGUUUGCCAGUAGUUACCCAUCGAAUCAAUAAACUGAAGCUGAUGGCGUUAUUGAAAAAUCCAAUGUCAGUAGAGGACUAUUUAGAAAUGCUUAUACAAAAAGAGAGAUUAACUAAAAAAAUGGGUUUUGACAGACGCAUUGCUAUUCUCGAACGACAAAAACAGCAAGCAAAAUUAAAAUCAACCACAAAAGAAAAUGUAGAUGCAUUUAAAACUGAACUUGAGGUUGUUCGUAAAAGAAUUCGUAAGUUGCAUCUGUAGGACAUAUACUUUAGGGUUAAGUCUGUGACAUCAAUAUGAGUGUAUUUUUCAAAUAAUAAAAAGACAUAGGGGCCAGCUGAAGGAUGCCUCCGGGUGCGGGAAUUUCUCGCUGCAUUGAAGACCUGUUGGUGACCUUCUGCUGUUGUCUGUUCUGUGGUCGGGUUGUUGUCUCUUUGACACAUUCCCCAUUUCCAUUCUCAAUUUUAUAGAUGUCCUGGAAUCAUUGAAGUAAUCCUAUAUUUAGUUAUUUUAGAGGAAAUUAUGGUUAAAGAAUACCAUUUUACCCAGACUCUCAUAAAAUCAUGUUUUAAUUGAACAUUCAACUUUAUUUGAAAUGCUAAACAUCUCGUUGUAAUAUUGUAAUAUAACAUUAACAUAUUCUUAUGUUAAAAACAUUUCAUGAAAAAAUAAUAAGAUAAGAUCAAGGAAAGUUAUUUUGACAUUUAAACAGAGUGAAUGUACAUUUUAUGUGAAGUAUUUUAUUAUCUAAGACCUUUUUGCGUAAUGUUUUGACUUAUAAUAUUACAUACAUAGGUUCGGUAGAACUGAAUGUGGAUUGUGUGUUCCUGAGAAUACACUGCACAAAGUGCAAACAUUACAUGACAUGACUAAACGAUACAUUUUUAUUACAAUUGUUUACUUUAUUACCUAUGCAGCUGCAUUAAAAUAAUUAAAUCUAGAAUUUUAAAUAAAACUCAGGACAUUAUUAAUUUGACCAUAGGAUUUCUGAAAAGGCGACAGGGUCCAUGAUAAUGAUGAUAUAAACGACGUUUUUAUUGUUUCAUAUGAUUUAGUUAGCUGAAUUAUGCUAAAUCAGCUUUUGAAAAUAUCACAUCUUCUUUUUAUAUUUGAUUUGUUUCAUUUGUAUUUCACACUAUCUAUAUUCAAUAUUUGUCAUAUUUGUAAUAAUUGUAUAUAAACUGCAUCGUUUUGUAAAUAUAAAACACCCGACAAAUAAUUAAAAAAAAUAUCCCUUUCCUUUUUAAUGUUUUAUCCCUCAAUUCCUGUACCCUAAACAGAUACCAAUUAAAAUUAAUAAGCAGCUCAUUUCAACUAUUAGUGUAUGGAAAUUACACUUUGUAAAUUCCUUGCUUCUGAUGUGUUUCUAUGCCUUUUUUGUUUUUCUUUGUUGACAAAUUUGUUUGUAUUUAUAGUGAUUAAGAUUAUAACACGAUGUUGACUUCUGUACCCCUACAUUUGACAUUUUUAUCUAUUAUGUUUGUUUGUUUGUAUUGUUCACACAUCGUUGUCAAUAAAAUGGAAUUUUAUGCGACUGUCAUACAAGUGAUAGGUUUAGCUAGCUAUAAAACCAGGUUUAAUCCAACAUUUUCAACAUCAGAAAAUGCCUGUACCAAGUCAGGAAUAUGACAGUUGUUAUCCAUUCGUUUGAUGUGUUUAAGC
Mytilus californianus (California mussel) is the source of this 3568-nucleotide messenger RNA. RefSeq lists its product as uncharacterized. Gene Ontology annotation, molecular function: GTP binding; protein binding. The coding region runs from base 197 to 2167 and encodes 656 amino acids. Lineage: Eukaryota; Metazoa; Mollusca; Bivalvia; Mytilida; Mytilidae. The transcript is spliced from 5 exons. The record is from RefSeq and is a predicted model, not a curated record.